ACCCUCCUGAGCCCGCCCGGGGGACCCCCGCCGCCCCGGUCCCUGCCCGUGCCGGCGGCCGAGGGGCCCCGCAGCCCAGCGGCGCCCGAGGGACCCGCCACCCCGCCCCGCCCCGCGGGCGAUGGAGCCUCCGGCGGCCGCCGCUCCCCAGGUAGAAACAGAUGACCAAAUAGCCCUCCUUAGUAAGCCCAGGAAAAAAGGAGGAAACAGUGAUCUGGCAUCAGCUGCAUUUAACAUUGUCAAUUCAAUCAUAGGAUCAGGCCUUAUAGGAUUACCAUAUUCAAUGAAGGAAGCUGGUUUUCCUCUAGGAGUGCUACUUUUAUUUGUGGUUGCCUACAUCACAGGUUAUUCCAUUAUAUUACUGAUCAAAGGAGGAAACCUGUCCAGUACCACCACAUACCAAGAGCUGGUCAGAAAAACCUAUGGUCGUGCAGGUUAUAUAAUUCUUUCAACUCUUCAGUUUUUAUAUCCAUUUAUUGCUAUGAUCAGUUACAACAUAAUAACAGGAGACACUUUAACCAAAGUUUUUCAGAGAAUUCCUGGAGAUGAUUCCUGUAAUGGUCAUUUGAAGUGCAUUGGAAACUGCACUUCAUCUGUUGGGCUGGAUAACGUGCUUACUGACCGUCACUUCAUAAUUCUUCUUACCACCAUCAUCUUUACCUUACCCUUAUCUUUAUAUCAAGAUAUAGCAAAAUUGGGAAAGAUAUCUCUUAUUUCUCUGAUUUUAACCAUUGUCAUCCUGAUAAUUGUGAUGGUGAGAACAGUAACCUUCAGUCCACAAGUACCCAAAUCGGAAAAUGCAUGGACAUUUGCAAGAUCAAAUGCAAUACAAGCCAUUGGGGUGAUGUCGUUUGCAUUCAUCUGCAACCAUAACAGCUUUUUAAUAUACGGAUCUCUGGAAGAACCCACGUUAAAGAACUGGUCUCAAGUCACACAUGUGUCUGUCUCACUGGCUGUUGUAAUCAGUGUCGUGUUUGCUGCAUGUGGAUAUAUGACUUUUACAGGAUACACAGAAGGAGAUAUAUUUGAAAACUACUGUAGAGAUGACAACCUUGCUACAUUUGGAAGGUUUUGUUAUGGAGUUACUGUAAUUCUGACCUUCCCCCUUGAAUGUUUUGUGACCAGAGAGGUGAUUGCCAAUGUGUUUUUCCAUGGGAACCUCUCCACAGUUUUCCAUAUUGUUGUGACAGUAGUUAUCGUUGCUGUGGCGACUGGUGUAUCAUUAGUGUAUGAUUGCCUUGGAAUAGUUUUAGAACUGAAUGGAGUUCUGAGUGCUACCCCACUUGUUUUUAUCAUCCCAUCAGCAUGUUAUCUGAGGCUGUCCAAGGAGCGAUGGAACCAUUCCGAUAACCUCAUAUCCGGCCUGAUUCUUGCUCUUGGUGUGCUAGUGAUGGCAGUUGGGUUUGUUAUGACUGUCUUGCACCCCCAGGAGUGUAGCCAUGGAAAAGAAAUGUUCUACUGCUUCCCUAGUAAUGUUUCUGUUCACAACAGUACACUGCCACCAUAGGUAGCACACCAGUCUCCAGACUGGAUCAGGGACAUCUCGCGGUGAGCCGUACAUGCCAGUUUAAAGGAGGGUGGAACAAAGAGCUUUGAUACUUUGAUAUGCACUAAGAAUUUUAAACUGUAUAACUGUAUUUAUGUACUUGAUUUUAUGCUGCCAUCCUUUCCCAGGUAAGACUUGAGUUUUAACUAUGGAAACACAAAUUCUCAGAGGUGCCUUUCAGUAGACAUUACUUGAAUAACUUGCAAGCCUAAGAAAAAGGUUGCAUUUUUUUAACUUGGUCUGCAAUGCUGUUUAAAAGCUAUAAAUUAAAUGUUCUGGAAUGUAAACAACUCCCAUGUUUCAUUGAUUUAAUUUAAUUUUUAUUAAUUUUAUAAUCUUUUCACGUAUAUUUAUUAGCACACUAUAGUAUAGGACUUUUUGAAGUCCUGGUGAAAACUAUGUCUAGAUCUCUGUGUAUUAAAAUUCUGCUGUUAAAUUGAAAGACCCUUAUUAAUUCUGUCUUUGAUUUUGCAAUAACUGCCCUUUAGUGCUGAAAGCUUUCCUUAUAGUGGCUCUUAAGUCAAUUUUGUAUUCUGACUGAACUGUAACUGACACGGU
Molecule: messenger RNA, 2104 nt
Organism: Empidonax traillii (willow flycatcher)
Lineage: Eukaryota; Metazoa; Chordata; Aves; Passeriformes; Tyrannidae
Gene: SLC38A11
Product: solute carrier family 38 member 11
Exons: 13
Coding region: 122-1507 (461 amino acids)
Biological process (GO): amino acid transmembrane transport
Molecular function (GO): amino acid transmembrane transporter activity
Source: RefSeq, a predicted model, not a curated record